AUCAUGGCAAUGUCGAAAAUGAUCUUUGAUGAAAGGCUGUUUUUUAGGACAUCUGAAGGUUGUCAUCAAAACGCGGCCAGCAAUCCGAGCAAGCGACAUCGAGAACGGCUGAAUGUAGAGUUGGACGCUUUGGCUUCGAUGUUACCGUUCGAGGAUGCCAUCAUUGCCCGUUUGGACAAGAUAUCAAUUUUACGCCUAGCAGUUUGCUUUCUUCAGGCAAAGAACGUUUUCCAGUGUAAGUAUUUAGCAGUUCCAGCGACGUUUGCCAGCACAAUAGUAAGUACAUGGUCAUGCUGUUUGAUACCUCCUCAUGGGCUUGACCUCAACUUUGAGAACGGCAGCACAAUUCUGAAAGCACUCUCAGGCUUUGUGAUGAUAUUGAGCGAAUCGGGCGACGUGCUUUAUGCAUCAGAGAACAUCAUCUCGUACCUAGGGUACCACCAGUGUGACGUUCUGAGGCAGAGCAUCUUCGAGAUCAUCCACUCAGAAGAUACCGGCGAAUUGAGGCGCGUCCUGCAGUGGAACUCAUACGACUGCUUCCGCGUGCAACAAAAGCAUACGACAGUCAGAUUUCGGUGCUUCAUGGAUAAUGCGUGUGGUUUUGUGAGAUUUGAAAUAUACGGCAGAUUAGUAGCACUGGAUGGGGGAAAAGAACUACGUGAAUAUGGGCGUCUGGGAUUUCUUGCAGCUUGUAUUCCAUACGUGCUGCCUUGUCAUGUGGAAUUGGCGUGCAAAGAAAAUUUUCUGACUUCAAAGCACUCGCUGAAGUUUGCACUUUGCUCCAGUGACGAAAUACUAUUGGCGAUGCUUGAAGUGGAAGAAAGCUUCCUACCGGUGUCGUUCUACAUGUUCAUUCAUGAGCAGGAUGUGGCUCUGGUCGCAGAAUCUCAUAAACAAGUGUUAACAACUGGGGGUUCGGGUAUUUUGGUAUAUCGAUUAAGGAGUCACAGCUGUGGCAGAAUUUAUUGGUUCCAAACCAGAUGCAGAUUGGUAGUAAAGAUAGGAAAAUCCGAAUCAAUAAUAUGCACGCACCGACUACUGACACGGACAGAAGAUUUACAGAUAUUCCACAAAAACUCCGUGACUAUGGAUCAUGUACCGUAUUACUGCAAGAAAGGAUAG
Molecule: messenger RNA, 1122 nt
Organism: Soboliphyme baturini
Lineage: Eukaryota; Metazoa; Nematoda; Enoplea; Dioctophymatida; Soboliphymatidae
Source: the annotation of a GenBank genome assembly